Molecule: messenger RNA, 3921 nt
Organism: Penicillium argentinense
Lineage: Eukaryota; Fungi; Ascomycota; Eurotiomycetes; Eurotiales; Aspergillaceae
Product: nucleoporin Nup120/160
Exons: 4
Coding region: 1-3921 (1306 amino acids)
Cellular component (GO): nuclear pore
Molecular function (GO): structural constituent of nuclear pore
Source: RefSeq, a predicted model, not a curated record
AUGGCGAAAAUCUACAAGGAUACCCGAGUGGACCUCCGGCCAUUCUCGCCGACCACGGUCGCCAACAUCCAGGUGUCGCCCUACGAAAGCGCGUUCCGUCGGCCUCGCUUUUCUAUCUCGUCUGCCCCCGACCACGACAUCCCAAUCGCAAAGGAUGAAGACGAAUUCGCCAGACGAUACCUUGCGACUCAAGGCGCUGUGUACUUUCGCAAGCGCAGAACCUACCCCCGGACGUUCUUAUGGAGGGUCGUCAACGAUAACAAAGUGCUAGAGAUCCAAUGCGCGGACCUGGCGAAGAGUGGGACGGAGCAUUUCGAAUACAAUGUCACUCUGCGACUCAAUUUCCAAGAGGAAAUCCUUCCUUCGAAUGUUGCUCUGGCCGAUUCGGAGGACCACGAGAUCCUCAAUGUUUUCGUGAUUACCGCCUCCAAGCAGCUACAUACCCUGGCGCUUCGUCCCGAAUUCUUUCGCAGACCCGGGUCAAUCGACGAGAACGUGACCGAAUGGUGCAAAACUUGUGUCCCGGCUCCUCUUUCCUUCUCGCAUCCUCACAGACUACACGCGAGCAGCCCAUUGGAGCUGUUCAUCUCUCUCGAUAACGGUGCGCUUCUGCGACUGACCCGGAGAGCCAGUGAUGAUGGUUCACACUGGACUCCUUUGACCUUCGAUGAACGGACGUGGGGGGCCUCCAUCCGGGGCCUCGUCAAGUGGAACGCACCCUCCUCGAUCAAACACCACGGACGCAACCUUGACCUCAAUGCGGCCAAUGCCAUCGCCACUACAUCUGACGAGACAUAUGUAUUCGCUGUUUGCUUGAACCACACCCUGAAGAUAUGGAACCUUGCGACAAACAAACUCGCAGCUUCGCAAGAUCUUCUGGGCCGCCCAAUAAACCCCGAUACCGUACCGUACACAUUGAAUCCUGCUGAAAUCUCCUUUAUCCGAGUAUUCAAUGCGGAAAGGGCAAUGGAUGGGGGUCAUCGUUUCUACGUGGUCACAUACUCUCCGUAUGAAGAUGGGCGCUUCAAGUUCUGGGCCGUCAAGGGCGGCUUGACCUCAGAGCUCGUCAUCGAAGAUAUUUACGCGGAUGAUGUGUUUAAACCGGUGGACCCAGAUACAACGGGUAAUAUGUUCUGGAGCAUUGCGGACUUCCAAGUCAAGCCCGUGGAGGAAGGAAGGGGAAUGGAGUUGUGGGUGUUGUGGAGAAACCACGGCCUGUACCAGCUAUACACCCUUCAUUUUGAUCUUCAAACUUUAGUGUCGGACUGGGAUACCAAUUGGGUGUCUACGGCAUAUGAAACACACCGACAGGAAUCGAUGCCACCUCCUACGCUCGAUGAUGUUGUGGACCCGACCGAGAAAUGGCUUGCAUACAUCUUGCACCCAAACCGAUAUCGCCCCGAGGUCCUUGAGACAGCCCUCACUGUUUACCAGGAAGCUCUAAAACCUCUUUCCGCGUCGUCAUCAGGGGUUUUGAAGAAAGACGUUGCGCUAUCGGAACGCCUUUGCUCCACCAUUGCUGCAACUGUCUCUCUGCGCAAGUAUGCAGAUGAUGAGAUGGAUUACGCCCGUUUCCGAGCCGACACAGAUGCCAAAUGGCGCCAGUUUUGGCAAGUUGCCGAUGACCUCAACAAGCGCAGAUUCGAACCGGUCUCCCUCGCGUACGAUUCUUACUUCGACAUGCCAUGGCUGGUUCUCUCGGACUCAUGUGCUGUGAUUCGCGAAUGUAACACCACGGAAUUGCUCCUCCAUAAUUCUGCUUCUCGCCUGAGCGAGGAAGGAUCUAAGAUUGUGAGCCGCUGGAGCCACCGAAACGUUACUUCUGAGCUUGGAAACCUCUAUGCAGAGGCAUCUUCCUUGAUGAAAAUUGCGUCGGAUUUCAGGAAGCGGUUUUCUGCCGAGCUCGAUGCGGCUUGUCGGGCAGCUCUUGAUGCUGAGCUUUUUACCGAACCGUCAUCAUCGAUCACGGACCGCAUGGACAUCUUCAGAGAACGUUGCGAAAUCGCAGACAAAAUCUCCAACAAGACCUUUGACGGUCUAUGUGCGGUCUUGAAUGAGCAUUUCGAGGCAGAGGCCUUGCCCAGUGAAGUUUUCGACGCGAUUCUUGAUACCCUUCCGCUCGGAUUCAAGGGAGAAGAUUCGAAUUUUGUGUCCACCUAUUUCGGAAAUCGGGUUGGCGUCAGUGGUGCUCUUGAGACAAUUACCCAGAACCGCCGGAUACUCUAUGAUCUGUUAGUCCUGGUCAUUUUCGUGGACACCGAAAUCGAGCAGGAACCACACUCUACCUUCGAUGCCGCCAGAUUGUUCUCCACGCUCAUUGAUCUGCUACACGAGUAUGAGAUGAUGUACUGGCUCAGCUCGAACGUCCGAAAAUGCCCUGAUCGUUCCACCGCAGCUGGUGCAGACCAAUCGCCACAAUUCUUGAGGAUCUUUUCGUUUCAGACAUUCGCCCGCGCCCCUCCCGUUGACCGGCCACAAACCUACACCCUGACAUUGGGGAUCCGGGAUCUCCUGGCUUGGAUAACCCGGCAAGGUCAAGUGGCGUACCCCAACGCAUUGACUCAUAUCCAGUGCGACCUCAUCGCUAGGAACAACAUUGAUCUCGCAUGGGAUUUCCUGCGUUUCCAGCCCAGCACCUCCUGGGCAACCUACGUCAAGGGUCGCCUGUAUGUGGCGAUGUCAGAAUUCGACACAGCUGCCAUCUACUUCCGAAAGGCCGCAUACCUCCUUUCGCACGGAAAAGCGCUGGGUAACCUUCAUGAAAUGUCAGCCACUCUCCUGGACCUGGUGUCUGUGAAUUGCUUCUACAACGGCAUUCCCAAGUACUACCAGCACAUUCUCUCGAUCUUCGAGCGGGCUCGCUCCUUUUCGCAUGUCGCAGACUUUGCUGGUCUGGCACUGCAGGCCCUCGACUCUCAAACGUGGGCUAAACAAGACCCGGAAUACGACAGCAUGCGAACCGAUCUGCUUUCACGACUCUUCCACGCAUCUCUCAAGACUUGUCAAUUCGACCAGGCAUACUCCGCACUGGCUCGAUACCAGGAUCUUGCGCUGCAGAGAUCUGCGCUCAGUUCCCUCGUUUCUAAUAUCCUUUCCGUCUCCGGACCAGGCACUGCCGGUCUUAAGCAGAUCCUUCGCUUCCCCGUCUCGCUCCUCCCCAACAUCUCUUCCUACAUCGACGAGAUCCUUGUCACCCUCUCACGGAAGCAAGGCACUUUCUCUUCAUGGCUGGACAUCGACAAAAAAGAUGCCGGUGAUUCCCCGGAUUACCACCGCAUCUUGCAGGCGUACCGCAUUGCCCGGAACGACUACCGCGGCGCUGCGGAGAUUGCUUAUCGGAAUGUCCAGCGCUUGCGACAAGGAAGAGAUUCCCCGUCCUCCGCAGUUGUCCGCAAGAGCAAGAAAGAAGCCGAAGAAGCCGGUAUUCCAGAGGAUGACGCCGAAAGCAAGGAGAUCCGCCAUGAACUGCUGUCUCUGAUUAACCUCCUCGCCUCUGUCGACAAGAGCGAGGCGUACAUCCUGGUCGAGACCGGUUCGCCCGCGUCCGGUGCAGCCCAGUUCAAUCCACGGCGCCGUGGCUCACAUGCAGACGAAGACGGCAACGUAUUCAUGGAAGAUGCGGAGGCGAGCACUCCCACCGAUUUUAACCGCCGCAUGUCCACCGCCAGCAACGGAUCAUUCACAUCCGGGGGUCGUAGAGGAAGCUUCGCCUCGGUGGAUAGACGUGCCAGUACUUCCGCCAAGCCAGUCGUCGAAGCUACUCAGGAACGCGUCAUCGUCACACUUGAGCACUUGCGACGGGAGUACCAGUCUGAACUCGAUCGCGUCAGUCGCAUUGAGCGAGGUGACUGGGAAUUCGGUCUGCUGGGUGAUGAGGAGGACGACGAGUUUGAUAACGACGAAACGAUGGUUCUGUCUUAG